Capronia epimyces CBS 606.96 is the source of this 1203-nucleotide messenger RNA. RefSeq lists its product as uncharacterized. The transcript has 3 exons. The coding region runs from base 1 to 1203 and encodes 400 amino acids. Lineage: Eukaryota; Fungi; Ascomycota; Eurotiomycetes; Chaetothyriales; Herpotrichiellaceae. Gene Ontology annotation, biological process: protein folding. The record is from RefSeq and is a predicted model, not a curated record. Gene Ontology annotation, molecular function: Hsp90 protein binding.
AUGUCGCGUAUCGAGGAACUCCCUGAUGAUUUCGAUGAGCGCAUCAAUCUCAAUGAGCCGCCCAGCGCGCCCUCCCUUGAGGAGCUGUACAGCGAGCACGUCAACGCGCCUGUACAAAACCACAUCUCGGACAAAAGCUUUGAGGAGAUUGUGCAAGAGAUGAGCAAAACGCCUCUUUUCAUGAACAGUCUAGAUGAAGCAACUGAUGAGGAUGGACAAAAUAUCAUGGUCGAGGCCAUCAAGGCUCUACAAUACGAAGGCACAAAAUCAGAGAUUGCCCAAGGGUUCAAAGACCGCGGCAACGAAAUGGUUGCUGAGAAGCAAUGGAGCGAUGCCAGAGAGUUUUACACAAAGGGCCUGGCCGUCUUGGUUGACAAGACUGAGGAUAAAUGGGACAAACCCGCAGACAUGGAUGUCGAGAUAAAGCAACGCACAGCCCUUGAGGAGCAGCUCUACACGAAUCGAGCUCUGUGCAACUUAGAGCUAAAAAAUUACCGGUCGACAACCCUGGACUGCGCAGCUGCCCUUCGCAUCAAUCCUUCCAAUGUCAAGGCCCACUACAGGUCCGCCUCCGCUCUGCUUGCGUUGGACAAAGUCUUGGAAGCCCUCGAUGUGGGCUCCCGGGGCUUAAAGAUCGAUCCGGAUAACACGGCCUUGAAGAAGCUGUUAGAGCAGAUAAGAACCCGAGCGAAAGCCAAAGAAGAGCAGGACCGAUGUCGGCAGGCGGAACUGAGGAGGAGACAGCAAGAGAAAGGAACAUUGGAAGCCGCUCUCAAAGCCCGGAAGAUACAGGUCCGCGGCUCGACGCAGCCUCCAAACUUGGAAGAUGCAGAAAUUCGUCUCUCACCCGAUCCCUUGUCACCAACGAGCCUACUCGAGUUUCCUGUUAUGUUGCUCUACCCGAUGAACAAUCAGUCUGACUUUAUCAAGGCUUGGGCGGAGAAGGACACUAUCAGCCAACAUCUCAGCUACAUCCUCCCAUUGCCAUGGGACGGCAAGAACGAGUACAGGCAAGACACUGUAGAUUGUUAUAUGGACACAAUCAAUGGGGGCUUGGUGAAGAUUGGGAAGAAAUUGACAUUGCUAGAGGCGCUGUCAAACGGUAAGACAGAAGUUGUCGAUGGGCUGGUUAGGAUCUACGUAGUGCCAACAUCGAUGGCAGCACAAUGGAUAGGAGAAGUGAAGCGGAAGAAAGGGAAAUGA